AUGCAGGGUCAACCUGGUGACGAAUUCUUUAUCAUCUUGGAAGGUGAAGCUAAUGUCCUACAAAAACGAAGUGAUGAUGCACCAUUUGAUGUCGUUGGCCACCUUUCAUCCUCAGAUUAUUUCGGUGAGAUUGCCCUGCUUCUGGAUCGCCCUCGUGCUGCCACAGUGGUUGCCAAGACCCCGCUGAAGUGCAUCAAGCUCGAUCGUGCCCGUUUCGAGCGUGUCAUGGGUCCCGUUCGUGAGAUCCUCAAACGUGAUGUGUCUAACUACAACUCCUAUGUUAAGCUGAUGACCUAA
Messenger RNA from Cooperia oncophora, 297 nucleotides. Lineage: Eukaryota; Metazoa; Nematoda; Chromadorea; Rhabditida; Trichostrongylidae. The record is from the annotation of a GenBank genome assembly.